AAAAUAUCUGAAUAUUCCCAAACGCAAUUCCCAUUUUGCAUCCACCCGGAACGUUGUGUUAGCUACUGUAAAACUACUGUAAAAACCAAAAAUCUCGUAAGAAUCUGCUGACUGCCUCUGUUUCUGCUGUUACAAUAGAGGGAGCGCUGUGCUUCCCUUCUAAAGGGUUGAGACAGAAAAUGAACUCAUGGCGCGAAUCCGAGUGCCAGGCAUCCGAAAAUCCGGAUGAAGCUGUCCUGGAUAAAUCAUACACACGGUCAGCUCAGCAAUUAUCUGCCGUUGCUCACACUGAUUAUAACAAUCGACGCACUGGAAAAUGCAUUCUCCGUACAGAGGACGGCAAACUUAUGAAUGAUUGCACAAGCUCAAACACUACGCUGUUGCUGAAGGAAUCGUGCUCUGGCUUUCACGAUCGGGGCUACAUUGAAAAGAUAGAGGAGUUUCAGUUUUACAUUGACACGGUGAAGAAAAUUGCUAAACCGGGUUGUUCACCAGAAAUGCUGGAGGUUGCUUUGAACUCAGUGUCCUCCCUCGUCAAGACACUCUCUAUGAUGUCUUACAGACAGUACAUGCACGCCUCACUUUGAAAGAAAGAAAAACCUUAAUUCGCAUCAUCAUGCAGGCCUUGCGAGAAAAGAAAUUCUGUAAAAUUUGUAAGGGAUAAUUAUAUUUGCAUCCCCUCAGUUAUGAUCAAAUUAUAGAAGUUCCCUAAUUGUUUAAAUAAUUAUAUUGGUAACCUCUGUCGGUGAUGUAUUUUGUUUAACAUCCCCUGGUGGCCAAAAAGAAUCCUCUAUUGUCUGUC
Messenger RNA from Sesamum indicum (sesame), 802 nucleotides. RefSeq lists its product as uncharacterized. The record is from RefSeq and is a predicted model, not a curated record. NCBI's taxonomy places the organism in Eukaryota, Viridiplantae, Streptophyta, Magnoliopsida, Lamiales, Pedaliaceae.